This is a messenger RNA of Rhizopus microsporus ATCC 52813, 2001 nucleotides long. RefSeq lists its product as uncharacterized. Gene Ontology annotation, biological process: chitin catabolic process; carbohydrate metabolic process. The transcript has 7 exons. Gene Ontology annotation, cellular component: extracellular region. Bases 1 to 2001 code for a protein of 666 amino acids. Lineage: Eukaryota; Fungi; Mucoromycota; Mucoromycetes; Mucorales; Rhizopodaceae. The record is from RefSeq and is a predicted model, not a curated record. Gene Ontology annotation, molecular function: chitin binding; chitinase activity.
AUGAAGUUAUCAUUUAUAGCUGCAGCACUUGCUUCCGCUAUUGCGUUAUGUGAAGGUUCCACCAAGAUGGUGAUUGGCUACUUUCCCAAUUGGUUAUACGCCAAUUAUCCAGUUGAAAAUAUUCCAUACACUAAGUAUACACAUAUCAACUAUGCCUUUGCUAUAUUAAACAAUCCCGACAACCUUCCUUCUUUUUCCGAUGAUUGGGCGGUCGAGAGUGGGUUACCCAAGAUUGUCCAAUUAGCACACAAGAACAAGACAAAAGUACUCUUGUCCAUCGGUGGCUGGACCGGUUCUAAGCGAUUUAGCCCCAUGGUUGCCACGGCUGACUCCCGCAAGAGAUUUAUUGACUGGAAUAUUCAAUUUAUUGAAAAAUACAAUACGGAUGGUGUUGAUAUAGAUUGGGAAUAUCCUGGUCGACAGGCUGCUGGUUGUAAUGAAUUUGCAGAUAACGAUGCCGAUAACUUUCUGUUGUUGUUGAAAGAAUUACGCUUUGCUUUGGAUGCUAGAUUUCCCAACGACCGUAAAGAAGUAUCUAUGGCUGUUCAUGUACAACCUUUCAUCAAAUCGGGUGUACCAAUGAGUGAUCUGAAAGCCUAUGUUCCUUAUUUUGACCAUGUCAACCUGAUGACUUAUGACAUCAACGGUGCUUGGGCUCCUGUCACUGGCCCGAACGCUCCUUUCCGCUAUGAACCUGGCAAAGGCUCACCUUUCUCAUUUGUAGAUAGUAUCAAGCAAUGGAAAGCUGCUGGUGUCCCUAGCGAAAAAAUCACAGCUGGGUUGCCUUUCUAUGGUCGUGCUAUAAAAGCCAACGUAAACAUGCAUGCUACUCAGCCUCUUAAUCAGUAUCAGCCUGCUCAAGUAGGUGCUCCAAAAGGUGACUCAGAUGAUGCUUAUUGGGACGAUCCUUAUUGUAAUGUGGAACCUGGUGGACUCUCAGGUAUCUGGAAAUGGACAAAUCUUAGAAAGGAAGGUUUGAUCAAGGAUGAUUUUGUUUCUACAGGCGCUGGUUGGACUCGUCACUGGGAUGAUGUUUCACAAACGCCUUGGCUGUUCAACCCUUCCUCUCAGAUGUACAUCACCUAUGACGAUCCUCAAUCAUUAAAUAUCAAGGUACAACAUGUCAUGUGUGAGGAUUUGGCUGGCGUCAUGGUUUGGGAUAUUCAUCAAGAUAAUGGUGAGCUUUUGGACGUUGUCAAUAAGGUUCAUGAGCCUGUCGAUCGAGCUACAUGCCAGUUGCAUUUAGCUGCUCCCAAAUCAGGAAACCCCCUUUUUACCCCUGCUUCAUCAUCUGCUUCUACGCCUUCUCCAACUUCUGUAGCAGCUGCCAGUCCUGAACAACCUGAUGAAGACGAAUAUAGCGAUCUUGAUGAAUGGACUGUUGAAGCUAGCCCCGAAAUCGCCACUCCAGUUGCAACCGCUAGUAUUUCUACAAAGGCUACACCAGUCGAAGAGACCUUGUCCAUUCAAACAGUAGAUUCUCCAUUGACGACAGCAGUUUCAACUGCUCCAUCGCAAGCAGUACCUACAUCAUUUGGCUCUUUGAGUGGUGGACAAGGUUGUUCAGUUCCUGGUCAACAAAAGUGUGUUCAUUCUGGCCAUUCUCCCACAUGGGUAACCUGUAACUUUGGUCAAUGGCUUGAACGUGAAUGUUCUGCUGGGCUCGUUUGCAUUGAUGAUCAAGGUGCUCUUUACUGUGAUUUCCCUUCCAACAGGCCGCUUCAUCAUGUUGCAAAAGCUGAUACCGUCAAUAACAAUGUCGUUAGCAGUAAAGUAGUCAGUAAGGCUCCCAGCAAGUCAAUCAGUAUCAGUUCUGCUGUACGAUCAGCAGUUUUCAAGUCACCAGCAUCUGCUUCUGUAUUAGCAUCUGCUUCUGCAUCAGCAAAGCCUUCAACAAGGCCGAUACCAAAGGGAAAUAGGAAGAAGGGAUCCUUUGUGAAGAAUAACCACAAGUACUCAUUAGCUGUGGAAAAACCCAAUGAUGAAGCAGCUCAUGCUUAA